This is a messenger RNA of Phragmites australis (common reed), 1778 nucleotides long. RefSeq names its product ethylene-responsive transcription factor CRF3-like. The coding region runs from base 476 to 1336 and encodes 286 amino acids. Gene Ontology annotation, molecular function: DNA-binding transcription factor activity; DNA binding. NCBI's taxonomy places the organism in Eukaryota, Viridiplantae, Streptophyta, Magnoliopsida, Poales, Poaceae. The record is from RefSeq and is a predicted model, not a curated record. Gene Ontology annotation, biological process: regulation of DNA-templated transcription. The transcript has a single exon.
GUGUCAUAAAUAUAGACCACCCCUUCACUCUUUCUCCGCCCAACCUCCUUUCCCGCCCUUAAGCACCACCAAAACCCUCUUAAAAACCCCCAAAUCGCACCAAGAUCUCCUUGUGUCUUGGCUCCUUGCUCCGAUCCAACCCGGAAGCCGAGAGAGGGAGAAGCUCCAAGUCCAAUUUCAUAAGCUCAUCUCUGAUUUUGAGGUCUUGGGGUGGGGGGAUUCGUGGUGCCUUUCCUUGUUUGACUUGCUCUUGGAGUGUGAGCUAGCUCACUCGGAGCAGCAGAUCUGCGGCUAUAAACCCCUACAAAAACCUCCAAAUCUUGCGAAUUUGUUGGUCUUCUCGCCGAUUCGUGCUGGGCUUCCAAAAAGUUUUGAUUUAUUUGGUGGGAUUUUGGUUGGUCUAUACUCGAUUUGAGUGAGGUUUUUGGGGAUUUCUUUGGGGGUUCUUGGUGGAUGAGAUUUGUGACCGCCGGCGAUGUCGUCAGCUGACUCCCUCGCCACCGGCCGAAGCCGCCGCGCGGGGCUGCCUCUGCCUCGCCCCAAGCGCGUCCGCGUGUUCUUCGUCGACGCCGACGCCACGGACACCGACUCCUCCGGCGACGAGGAUGACCGCGCCAAGCGGCGCGUGCGGGAGGUCAUCGACAUCGACGUGACGGCAGCAUCGACGGCGCCGGCGAGGCCGCCACAGAAGCGGCUGCUGCCGUCGCCGGUGGUGCUCGCGCGGCGCCGCGCUGCGGCGAAGGCUGGGACCGGUUUCCGCCGGCGGUUCCGUGGUGUGCGGCUCCGGCCGUGGGGCAAGUACGCGGCGGAGAUCCGCGAUCCGUGCCAGCGCAAGCGGCUGUGGCUCGGCACCUUCGACACCGCCGAGGAGGCCGCCGCCGUGUACGACGACGCCGCGCUCCGCCUCAAGGGCUCGCACGCUGUCAUCAACUUCCCUUCAGCUGCCGAGUCCCUUUCCCCGUCGCCGCGUAUGAAGCACCGUCCUCGCCGGGAAAUCCCCAGGGAUAGGUCGACGAUCCCCGACACAGCGGACUCCCUUCCCUCGCCUAAGUUGCCGGCGCCGGCGCAGUCGCAGCCGGACGACGCCGUCCCGUUCUGCCCGUUCGCGUCGCCGGCCUCCGUGCAACGGUACGGCGAGGUGCCCGCGACCGCGCCCGCGCCCGCUCUGACGGCGUUCGACUUCCUCUACGGCGGCCUCGGCGAGCUCGGGGACCUAGCCGCGGAGUCGACGGCGCCGUCGAAGGCGGCGGAGUUCGACUGGCUGCCGUGGUGGGAGGGCGAGGACUUCGUGACGACGGGUCUGACGCCGUCAGCCAGCGCCGUCAGCGUGAAAUGACGCUACUGCCCCUCCCUAUCGUGGCGCCGUUUCGCGCGCUUGCGGCGGGAAACGCAUGGGUGGCCGUGCUGCAGCUGUAGUAAAUUAAGUAUUAUUUUAUUUAUUAUUAAUUACUGGAGCCGUGGAGCAUUGAGACUGUUCGCGGCGUGGCGGGACCCAUCGGGCUCUGCUUUGUGCGCAGGCUGCCUUGAACCGCACGGCUCCCGCGUGGAAACGGAGCAGUGCCCUAUGUUUUUUGGAUUGGAGUAAAUCUGUUUUUUGUAAAUCCGUAAAUGUGGUGAUUAGCUUAGUGAUUAGUGACUUGUCAUGCAUGUGUUUUUAUCGAAGAUUAGUUUCUAUUAGUAUGGCCUUAAUUAACUAAGGUAUUUUUGAGAUGUGUCGAUGAUUUAAACAUGUUUGGGGCUUUGAGAUUGAACAUAAAUUGAGACACAUGAUUUAACCA